CAACAGUGUAAGUUUAGGCUCCACUCCUGCGCCCUCUUGUGGUUCCUAACAGUGACACACGCCGGCUGUAGUUUCCGGUAGUAUGGCGUCUGCAUCCCUAAAUGCACCCAUUGCCUCUCCUUAGUUUCUCCAAGGAGGUGCUGAGAGCCAGUGUGGUUCCUUCCAUGUGGCUUGAGGGACUAUGCUGCUGCUGGUAGCUCUGUGCCUGGUCUGCACUUAUAAAACCAUCUCCGCCACAGACAGCAGGCAGGACAGCAGCCGCACACCACAGCUGGACUACAGCAGCCUGGCGCUGCCUCAGCAGCAUAUUCCUUUCUUUCUGCACAGCAACAAAAGACUGGCCAAACUAUGCAAGGAGGACCCGCUUUGCCCUUUUGAAGAUGCUCUGCUGCUCCAGAAGGCUUGCUGGGGGUAUGAAAAGAGCUGCUCCCCUGAGCACAGGUUCAGCUAUCCUGUGUGCACCAGUUUUGACUCGGGAUGGGCAAACUCUAUUCAGGCUGCCCAGGAACUGUUCUGGAAGCAGGCAGAUUUUGGCUAUGUGAGGGAGCGUCUCAGUGAGUUGAAGACUUUGUGCAAGCCUUUGAGUCCUGGUGAUUCCUCUCUGAAGUGCACCAGUCAUAUGCGGUUCUGUAGGGCCAUAAACCUGUAUCUGGACCUGAGGAGUCCCCGCAGAGGUCAUGAGAGGUAUAAAGAGGAUUUCCUGGAACAGGGUGAGAUCGGUGGUCACUGCAGCCUUAAUAGUAAAGCACUAGCUGCAGAAGGGACGCACAAGAGUCCUCUUCAGUCUUGGUUUGCUGAACUGCAGAUGUACUCAGAGCUUGACUUCCAUCCCAUGGAUGAUGGGCAUUGUGAUGUUAUAAUCGACAGACCAACCGUCUUCAUGAAGCUGGACGCAGGAGUGAACAUGUACCAUCAUUUCUGUGACUUUGUCAACCUCUACAUCUCUCAACACCUCAACAAUUCCUUCAGCCGUGACAUAAACAUUGUCAUGUGGGACACAAGUUUGUAUGGAUAUGGAGACCUGUUCAGUGAAACAUGGCGGGCUUUUACCGAUGGUGACAUCAUUCACCUCAAAACCUUUGACUCCAAAAGGGUGUGUUUUAGAGACGCGGUUUUCUCACUCCUUCCAAGAAUGCGUUACGGCCUUUUCUACAACACCCCUCUUAUCUCUGAUUGCCAGAGCGAAGGGCUGUUCAAGGCGUUUUCCCAGCAUGUCCUGUAUCGACUUGGUGUCCCACAAGAUGGGCCGAAGGAGGGCCGAGUCCGUGUCACACUGUUGGCAAGAAGCACUGAGUACCGUAGGAUAAUAAACCAGCAGGAGCUUAUCAAUGCCCUGAAGACUGUGCUUUUAUUCGAGGUCAAGCUGGUGGAUUACAAAUACAAAGAGAUGCCGUUUCUGGAGCAGAUCCGUGUCACACACAACUCUGAUAUCUUCAUUGGGAUGCAUGGAGCCGGACUGACCCACCUCCUCUUUCUUCCCGACUGGGCCGUCAUAUUUGAAUUGUACAACUGUCAAGAUGAGAGCUGCUACCGUGAUCUGGCCAGACUGAGGGGAGUCCAUUACAUGACUUGGCAGAAAAGGGACAAAGUGUUCCCCCAGGAUAAGGGUCACCACCCUACUCUUGGGGAACAUCCUAAGUUUACCAACUACACGUUUGAUGUUGAGGAGUUCAUGCGGUUAGUCUUUCUAGCGGCUGAAUAUGUGACCCGGCAUCCGGCGUGGCGCGCAAAACAGGCUCGAGAUGAACUGUAGCCUGUAAGACACGGUGGAGAUAGAUGAACACACUC
Messenger RNA from Carassius carassius (crucian carp), 1788 nucleotides. Its product is annotated as EGF domain-specific O-linked N-acetylglucosamine transferase-like. Bases 182 to 1753 code for a protein of 523 amino acids. The transcript has 16 exons. Gene Ontology annotation, molecular function: protein N-acetylglucosaminyltransferase activity. The record is from RefSeq and is a predicted model, not a curated record. NCBI's taxonomy places the organism in Eukaryota, Metazoa, Chordata, Actinopteri, Cypriniformes, Cyprinidae. Gene Ontology annotation, cellular component: endoplasmic reticulum lumen.